Solanum verrucosum is the source of this 1599-nucleotide messenger RNA. RefSeq names its product phosphoribosylaminoimidazole-succinocarboxamide synthase, chloroplastic. The record is from RefSeq and is a predicted model, not a curated record. Gene Ontology annotation, molecular function: phosphoribosylaminoimidazolesuccinocarboxamide synthase activity. The coding region runs from base 103 to 1290 and encodes 395 amino acids. The transcript is spliced from 12 exons. NCBI's taxonomy places the organism in Eukaryota, Viridiplantae, Streptophyta, Magnoliopsida, Solanales, Solanaceae. Gene Ontology annotation, cellular component: cytoplasm; chloroplast stroma. Gene Ontology annotation, biological process: 'de novo' IMP biosynthetic process.
AAUUGAGCAUGCGGCGGCCGAAUCCGAAAUUACGAACAAUGGUCAUCUUCUUUCCUUAACCCUGAAAGAAGAAAGAAGAAAAAAAGAAAGAGGAAAAAAACAAUGGCUUUGCCAGCCUUAAACCCUCCAAAAACCCUAAAUAAAAAGCUUCAAUCUUUGAACUCACCAUUUUUUUCCUUCUCAAAAACAGCAUCAUCACCAAAGAUAACCAAAUUCAAGAAAUACCCAUUAAUUACUAUGUCAAGUCAGCAGCAAAAUCCACUACCCCAUGUAGCCUUAACCAACAAUGACCACAAGGAAGAACUCAUGAGUGCUAUCAAAAGUUCAAUAUCUAAUUGCUUAUCUGAAACCCAUCUUGAUUUAACUGUACCUCAACUCAAGUCCAAAAUCAGAGGCAAGGUUAGAGAUAUAUAUGAUGGAGGGGAUUAUCUUGUAAUGGUGACAACAGAUAGGCAAAGUGCGUUUGACAGAAUUCUUGCUUCCAUCCCCUUCAAAGGCCAGGUGCUUAAUGAAACAAGUUUAUGGUGGUUUAAUAAGACUCAACAUAUUACUCCUAAUGCAGUGGUAUCUGUACCUGACAAAAACGUAACUAUUGCGAGGAAAUGUUCGGUUUUCCCUGUUGAAUUUGUAGUACGAGGAUAUGUUACUGGAAGCACUGAUACAUCACUCUGGACAGUCUACAAUAAAGGGGUUCGCAAUUAUUGCGGCAACAACCUUCCUGAUGGUCUGGUGAAAAAUCAAAAGCUUACCGAAAAUAUGCUUACUCCGACAACUAAAGCAGCAGAUCAUGAUGUUCCUGUAACACCAGAUGAGAUAGUUCAACGCGGUCUUAUGACUCAAGCUGAUUAUGAUGAAGUCAGUAGGAGGGCAAUGAGCUUAUUUGAGUUUGGCCAGCGUGUAGCAUUGGAUCAUGGGUUGAUAUUAGUGGACACCAAAUAUGAAUUUGGAAAGGGACCCGAUGGUCAAAUCUAUCUGAUUGAUGAGGUGCAUACACCUGACUCAAGUAGAUAUUGGAUUGCACAUUCUUACCAGGAGCGCUUUCAGAAUGGUCUUGAGCCUGAAAAUAUCGACAAGGAAUUCUUGAGGUUGUGGUUCAAAAGUCAUUGCAACCCAUAUGAGGAUGAGGUCUUACCUGACGCUCCAGAAGAACUUGUUUCUGAAUUAGCUUGGCGAUAUAUUUUUCUAUUCGAGACAAUAACAAAUUCAAGAUUCGAGAUGCCUGGGACAAAGGAGCCAGUCCAUGAUCGAAUCUCGAGAAAUGUUUCACAGGCUUUAUCAUCAUUGCAGUAAUAACAUCAAACAGGAGAGCAUCUUGCAUAAGUUUUAUGAGGUGGAAUAAGUACUUUCUGCAGUAAUAUUACUCUGAAGAAUUGUAUUUUAAGGUUGUCGUCGAGGAAGUUCGUCAAUGUUGUAAUGCUAUGUGAUACUCAUAUAACAACAAUUAUGCAUCAACCCCAGGUAAGUUGGGGAACCAUAAACUGUAAAGUGACUAGUUUUGUCUAAAACUUAACGAGUUCUGGAUUUUAAUCAUCCUGGUUUAAGUUAAGAAUAGUUGGCAGAUAAAAGUAUUUAUUCUAGUGUCACCUUCUGACUUAUAAA